Molecule: messenger RNA, 3250 nt
Organism: Hemibagrus wyckioides
Lineage: Eukaryota; Metazoa; Chordata; Actinopteri; Siluriformes; Bagridae
Gene: rex1bd
Product: required for excision 1-B domain containing
Exons: 6
Coding region: 276-761 (161 amino acids)
Source: RefSeq, a predicted model, not a curated record
UCAAUAUAAAGCUCACAGAAAGCCUGAUGAUCCCAGAUUGAUCCAUCAUACUUCCUUAGAGGAAUGUAGGAGACCCUUAGAUUCUGUAAUCUAUAUUCAUUGACAUGCAUUAAAAGUGUAAAAGCAUCACUCUGGUUUUUUGUAGGCCCGUGAACACUCUAAUGUGGGAAGUCGGAGCUCCCAGAUCUCGCAAACGAAGCGUUUUCCAGGGUUGACUUUUAUUCUGACAACAUGGUACGGAAAUUUCCCGGAAGUAAACAAGACUUUGCUGGCUGAUGAGCGUGGAGAUGAGCACCGCUAAUGCAGCCAUGUUCCCCUCAGAUUUCAAGAGUGUGGUCCGACGUUUCUACGAACUUCAGGCUGAGCGCGUGGAGGCUUAUAAACUUUUUGAAGAAGGUCAUGAGGCAUACCUGAGGACUGGGCCACAUUACGACUUUGAGCAGUACAGACAGCUGGUUCAUGAGAUCACCAAGGCCUUCUGUGGAAUCUCCAAAGAGGUUCUGGAGAUUAAAGAACGUCUUCACCAAGACUUUGAGCGACCAGAUCUCUCUGAACAUCUCGAGAAGCUGCAGAUGAAAGAGAAACAGAAGCUAGAGCUGACAGCAAAAUUACAGCUCGCCAAGCAGAGUGCACAAGAUCAUCCAGAAGACCAGAGCUACCAGGAGAAGGUUCAGGAGAUCAAGCAGGACAUCAUAAAAAUUAAGGAGUCUCUGAGUGAAAUUAUGCAGGAUUUCAAAUAUGACUCAGAAGAUGCAGAAUAAAACGGAGAGACUGCGAACGGGGACGGAUACGGAUGGAGUUUAUAGACCCUGACACUUCAGGAGUUGCCAAAGGAGAUGAUGAUGAUGAUGAUGGUGUGUGUGUGUGUGUAUGUAUGUGUGUGUGUGCAGGUGCGCCACAUGUAGGUAGUGCUAAAGUGUUAUUUUGUUUCACUUUUGUUCCAGUCGACUUUAUGCCUAUAGUUUUAGCAGGUAUUAAACUAUUGCAAUUAGACCAAGAAAAAAAUAAUCACACUAUUUACAGCUGAUCAUAUUUAUCCUUGUGGAGCUUUUAAAUCAGUCAGCACUUAUUUAAAGGGUUUUAUGUCUUGAAACCAGAACCCUUUUUUGGUCCCCUGCUGACCCGUUUUAAAAGGUUCUUUAAAGAAGUGAUUCCAUGUGAUGCCUCUUCUGAAGAAAUGGUUCAGAAUUUUAUUUUGUUCGUGAGGAUCUGUAUUAUAUUUUCUGUGUAGAUGAAUUAAACCAGGGUUAACGUAACCCAGGUGAUGGUGUAGCUAGAAAGUGUUCUGCUACACAUCUGUAUACAUGCAUUUACACAGAGAUGAAACGUGGAAUCAGUUCUGAAAAGAUGGAGACUGAUGAUAUGACAUUAAACACAGUUGAGCUCAUAAGUUUUCCCGCUCGCUGAAUGUUAAUGAUGAUUUUAUGUAGUUUUAUAGUUUCUUCUGCCCUGAAUAUCCUAUUUCACAUAACAGAUGUUUCUAUAGUCCACUAAACAAAAUAAUAACUGAAAUAAACCAGCUCAAAAGUUUACAUCCACUCAAUUCCUAAUACUCUGUGUUGUUACCUGGAUGAUCAGUGACUGUUUUUGAUGUUUUGGGAUCAUUCUUCAUGAGUUUCCCUUGAGAUUUGGCGAAGGGUGUAAACUUAUGACCUCCACUGAAGGUGUAUUCCAUGUUCCUGCUUUUCUGUUGGAGGGGCUGCACAUCUGCUCCAUCCAAAUUGUCCAAAAGGCUGAGUGUUUGGCCCUCACUCUUUCUCAGCAAGCUUAUAUUCUUGCAUGAACUGUGGGUUUCCUCCCCAGUCCAAAGACGUGGUAUAAGCUAACUGGUGUCUCUAAAUUCUCAGUAGUGUGUGAAUGAGUGCGUGAUCGUGGCCUGUGAUGGGUUGGUACACCCUGUGCCUCUGGAAUAGUCUACAUGUUCCCUGUGACCCUGUGUAGGAAACAGAAAAUUGGAUGGAUAUUAAUUUUCUGAUAAAACAUUUAUAAAUCUGCCUUGCAGAUAUCAAUUAAGUUGCAUCAUUAGUACCUGCCUAAUAACACAGAAAAUAAUACACAAUACAAAGGCUAAACAAAACAAAUGUUGCAUGUUACCAAAUGAAAUAAUAUUUGCUUCUACAGUAGAUUUCUGAGAUUAUCGAUCACUUACAACAAGCAGCCAUUUAAAAGGCUUCUUGUUGUCCAAUUGGCAUAAAACGACAGAGAGGUAGACAGAGGCCUGGGUGAGAAGGGUCCCACCAGUUUGGGUGUAUGCCAUGUGAGCCAUCCAGCAAAACCAACAGACCAAACCAGAGCUUAACAUUUACUCACGUCUUCUGAGCCAAAAAGGUUUGAGUCUCUGUGGUUCAAUACACUCUUUUCAUUUAUUCACUGAUUGUCACUUGCCUGCAGUUAGAACAAUGUUCAUGCAACACUUUUAAAUGGACUGUGAUGGAGCUUGUGAAUGUAUUAUACAAUUUAAGUAAUGUAUCAAUCCCUUAUGGGGAGAUUAACAUAGUAAACCGGAAUAAAACUGACUUUUUUGUACAUGUCUUUUAUGCAUCAGUUUAGGCAUCGGUCAACAGUCACAAUUUAAUGGACGCAGAUGAUCAAACUUUGAUGCAUGAAUGUUGGCAGGAAAUGUGUUGGAAAGCAGUCACUCCCUCACUCAGAGGCGGAACUGCGGCAGUGUAUCCAGCGUAUUUGUGCUGAGGCCCCUGGGAGGUUUGGGAAAGACGCAUUAUAUCCAGCAGCUCUGAUUUCAUCUGGUUAUGCAGAUGUUUCGUCUUCUUAUGUUAGCUUUGCACUGUCUGGGUUUUUAACAGUUAACACCUAGCCAUUUUUGGAGAAAAGACAAUCAGAAUUCCUUUCAGUUUUAAUUUAUAUUUCAAUGUAUAACUGGUGCAUGAAUUAAAAAAAGAAAGAAAAAAUAAAUAAUUGGCCACAGCUUCCAUAGUUAAAUUAAUAUUCUACAUCUGGUUAUUUCCCUCCCUGGCUGAGAAGUGAUGAAAUAUCAUUAACUACCUUAACUACCAUUACCUCAGAGGCUAAUAGGAGAUGUGGUAGCUCAGUAUUACUGAUCAGAAGGUUGUGAGUUCAAAUCCCAGGUCCACCAAGCUGCCACUGCUGGGCCCCUGAGCAAGGCCCUUAACCUUCAAUUGCUCAUUUGUAAGUCUCUCUGUGUCUGCCAAAUUAUGUAAGUGUAAUGGAAUUUUGUAAAUCUAGCUGUUAACUAAUUACUAGUUUCAUUAAAAAAGUACCAACCUACUAA